This is a messenger RNA of Centruroides sculpturatus (bark scorpion), 5340 nucleotides long. RefSeq names its product multidrug resistance protein 1-like. The transcript is spliced from 28 exons. Gene Ontology annotation, molecular function: ABC-type transporter activity; ATP hydrolysis activity; ATP binding. Gene Ontology annotation, cellular component: membrane. Gene Ontology annotation, biological process: transmembrane transport. Lineage: Eukaryota; Metazoa; Arthropoda; Arachnida; Scorpiones; Buthidae. The record is from RefSeq and is a predicted model, not a curated record. Bases 1223 to 5140 code for a protein of 1305 amino acids.
UUUCAUUUGACGAUUGAAAGGAUGACGAAUUCGAAAGUCGAAAUACUGUAUCGUUAAAUCAAGAUAAUUUUUAGAUACGUGACUGCAAUCAUUGCUAAUAUUUUUUAUAAUUCAUUUAAUGUAGAUAUGUUUCAAAAAUACCAAGAUAUCACGCGGAAGAUUAUUUCCACGAACGGUAAAAAAAUCCGAAUAUGAUAGCAAUUUUGAUUGUACAAAGUAAACGACCAAUCUUUAAUUGUAAAUGAAGUCGAGAAUGCCUUGCAUUCUGAUAGUAUGAGACUUAAUUAAAGAAUACCUUUCUGUACUUUUUAUUGUAGAGUAUCUCAUUAUUAUGUGUAAUUCAAUUGAUAACAUAUAGCUAAAAUUUAUUUAAGUUUACAAAAUUUUCGUCUGAAAUAUUACUAUAUUACCGAGAAUGAAAUGAUUAAGGACUAGGCCUACCGCUCGGGGACCACGAAUCAAAUCCGGGAGAGCAACCCCUUCAGGAAUUAUUCAUGUGCCGUAAGUCCCGGAUUUGUCGGUCUCCGUCCCUCACCGCUUAGUGUCAUUGUGUGCUUGGCCAAAUCACGAUGGACAUGGAAAAACGCUCCCAUAAUGUCCACAAGGCAAAACGAAAACGAAAAAGGCUGUAUUCAUUAUAAAAUUCUAUUCAAAUUUCACAAAAUUUAAUUAAUUUUUUUACCUUGUUUUAUUUUCGAAUCAUGUUUAGUGGUUUCAUUCAUUUGGCCGUUGCUGAAUGAAUGAAACCACUAAACAUUGGUAAUUUUACGUUCGCGCCUUAUCAAGUUUUUCGUUAAUUAAUUUGCGUGUCUAAUACGUAAAUAGGAGGUCAGUUUCUCAUAGAAAGUCCUUCCUGGCAGAUCGCCAAGAUGUUGCAUUGUUUUAUCCCGUCAAUCCAAUUCAAAUUUAAUAGAAAAUUAAGCCGUUAGAAUGAAGUCAGGCAUUUUCUUUCCAUUCGAAAUUAAAUAUUUUGAAUUCAAUUAAAAAGAAUUUCCUAGAAAAGUUUUGCAAGCUAAAAUUACCCGAGAUAACAUAUUUCCACAUAAAGUGUUUUAUCUAUUUUGUUGUUGAUAUUUAAAGAGAGAAACUGUUGAAAAAUCGUAGAUAACGAUAUUUAUUAUUCUACUUUAUAACAAAGAAAUAAUAACGGCAACUUUAUCAGGAAAAUAAAAUAAACUACAAACGAAUUUGAAAGAUCUAGAAUUCUUUAUACACUGAGAACAUGAGUAAAGAAGAAUUUAUAAUUGGAACGCAUUUUCGUUCACUGAAUGGAGAUUCUAGUGAUAACGUUGAAGGAGCAAAAGAACAAAUAUUAAAUGUUAAUAAUUUGUUAAAACGUAAUAAGUUAAGAUCGACAGAAUCAAAGCUUGAAAAAUUCGUAAAACAACGAAGCAAAAAUUUGCAAAUCUCAUCCUUAUUAUCAUUAUACAAGUAUGCUACGCCCUUCGAAAGAGUAUUGAUUUUCAUAGGAUGUAUUUUAGCGGUUAUUAGUGGUGUUUCGUAUCCAGCAAUGGUAUUAUUCAUUGGAUGGCUUAUUGAUGAAUUUGUCGAUAAAGAGAUUAACGGAAAAAUUUCAAUCGAAAAUACAACAAUACCUCAGAUUUUCUACAAUAAUACGAAUAACGAAUUUCUAGAGACUUGUAAGGAUCUUUCAAUAAAAGGCACUUUAGUAGCAGUUUUUCUAUUUCUCUUAAACUAUACGAUGGUGACUUGCUUCAGUUUUACUGCAGAGAGACAAAUAUUUAGAAUAAAAUGUUUGUUUAUGAAAUCUAUCCUGAGGCAAGACAUUGGUUGGUUUGACACUCAUCAAACUGGAGAUUUCUCUAGUCGUGUUACGAUUGAUUUGGAUCGUAUAAGAGAAGGAAUAGGAGAGAAAGUUUGUAUUUGCAUUUACUUCAUGUCAACAACUAUUCUAAGUUUCAUCUGUGCUCUUGCUAUUGGUUGGAAAUUGACUCUCGUUAUUAUGUCUGUUAUGCCUAUUCUGAUUGUUUCUGCAGCAGUUAUAUCUAAGAUUCAAGCGAAAUCAUCAAUGUCAGAACUUUCAGCUUAUGGAAAAGCUGGAGCAGUUGCUGAAGAAGUACUUUCCUCAAUCCGCACAGUAGUAUCUUUUGGAGGUGAACGAAAGGAAAUUGACAGAUAUGAAAAAAAUCUUAUUUAUGCAAAAAAGAAUGGAAUUAAACGUGGAUUAGCAACUAGUGUUGGGUCGUGCUUGGUAUGGUUUACAAUUUAUUCAAGUUACGCUCUAGCCUUCUGGUAUGGAACAGAAUUGAUCAUAAAAUCGCAUGAAAGUAAUUCGAAAGAAUAUAAACCCAGUACAUUAAUUAUAGUAUUUUUCAAUGUUUUGCAAGCGGCUAUCUAUAUGGGAGAAGCUAUACCAUACUUUGAGGCAUUUGCAAUGGCUCGAGGAGCCGCUACUAAUAUAUUCAAUAUUAUUUCACGGGUUCCACAUAUCGAUAGUUUUUCAGAAACCGGAGAAAAACCAAAAAAUCUUAUUGGGAACGUUCAGUUUAAAAACGUUUGUUUCAGAUAUCCUGCAAGAUUCGAUGUACCGGUUUUGAAUGGACUUAUAUUAGAGGGAAAAGCAGGUCAAACAAUUGCACUGGUUGGUUCAAGUGGCUGUGGAAAAAGUACUGUUAUUCAGCUAUUGCAAAGAUUUUACGAUCCUCUAAGUGGACAGAUACUUUUAGAUGGAAAAGAAAUUGGCACGUAUAAUUUGGGUUGGCUGAGAAAGCAGAUUGGAGUCGUUGGUCAAGAACCGGUUCUUUUCUCUUCUUCCAUUGCUGAAAAUAUUCGACAUGGUUAUCCCCAAGCUACAGAUGAAGAAAUUCAAAACGCUGCAAAAGCUGCUAAUGCCCACGAUUUCAUUUCAAAACUUCCAAAGCGCUAUGAAACUGUUGUUGGUGAAAGAGGAACACAACUGAGUGGAGGUCAAAAACAAAGAAUUGCCAUAGCCAGAGCUUUGGUACGAAAUCCUAAAAUACUACUCUUAGACGAAGCUACAUCCGCUUUGGAUACCGAAAGUGAAUCCAUUGUUCAACAGGCUUUAGAUCAGGCUAGAAAAGGUAGAACGACUUUUGUUGUUGCUCAUCGCUUGAGUACUGUAAGGACUGCAGACAAAAUUAUCUGCAUAAACAAAGGAGUCGUUGCUGAGGUUGGAACGCAUACAGAAUUAAUGAAACAGAAAGGACUUUAUUAUCAAAUGGUUAUAAAACAAAAUUUGGAAACUGAAGAAUCGAUUGAGAACUUUGAAGAACAACCAACAACAAAACUCAAUCUAACUCGCAACAUAAGCACAAUAAGCAAUGGGUCCACUAAUUUGAAAUCAGAAAUUAGUCCAGUUCCUCCUCAGAUCAAUGAUACAAACGAUGAUGAAAAUAUUAAUAAUAAACGAUUGAUAAAAGUUGCAGCGCAGGAGUGGCCAUAUUUACUUACUGGAUGUGCUUGUUCUCUAAUAAUGGGUUUAUCUGUUCCUAUUUAUGGAAUAAUUAUUGGCGAUGUUAUUCAAAUGUUAUCAAGCACAGAUAAAGCACAGAUUCGAAAAGACACAAUCUGGUACUCGACGUUGUUCAUGAUUAUGGCGGUUAUUACUGCAAUUGCGGCUUUUCUUCAGUCAUUGAUGUUUACAAUUGCUGGAGAAAGAUUAACAAUGAAACUUCGAAAGAACGUAUUCGCAGUUAUGGUUCGUCAGCAUAUUGGAUGGUUCGAUGAAACUCAAAAUAAUACCGGGGCGUUGUGUUCAAAAUUAUCGUCUGAUGCUUCUCAAAUACAAGGUGCUACGGGAUCUCGACUAGCUACAUUAAAUCAAGCUCUCGCCACAAUGAUAGCUUCAGUUGUAAUUGGCAUUUAUUAUAAUUGGAAGAUAGGUCUAGUCGUUCUUAGUUUUGUCCCUCUUGUUUUACUGGCUACUUAUUUGGAAAGUCGAAUUAUUAGUGGACAUCUCUUGAGAGAAAAGAAAUCCACAGAAAGCGCCACAAAGAUUUCAGUUGAAGCCAUUGAAAAUAUUCGCACAGUAACGUCUCUUCACCAGCAAGAAUCAUUUUACAAUAGCUACGUAACAUUUUUAUCAGAGUCAUCCAGAAGAAAAUUUAAGACAAGAUGUUUCGCUCGUGGUUUGACCUUUGGUUUUGCACAGAGUAUUCCCUCUUUUGCUUAUUCCAUAGCCAUGUACUAUGGAAGUAUAUUGAUGGUGGAGGACGACUUAAAGUUUGGAGAUCUUUUUAAAAUUACUGAAAGUAUUAUUCUGGGAACGAUGAUGAUGGCAGAAGCAGUUUCGUUUGCACCAAACUAUCAAAAAGCAAAAGCUGCAACAAAUAGAAUAUUUAAAUUGAUAGAUAUCAAAUCAAAAGUCGACAGUUUCUGUCAAGCGGGGCUCAAACAGGUAUCAACAUCUGGUUGUAUCCAAUUCAAAAACUUGUUUUUCAAUUAUCCAACACGUUCAGAAGUAAAAGUAUUAGAAGGUCUAGAUUUGACAGUAAGUUCUGGACAAACUGUAGCAUUAGUGGGAAGUAGUGGAUGCGGUAAAAGUACCUGUAUACAAUUAUUGGAAAGAUUCUACGAUGCACUUAAUGGAGAAGUGUUGGUCGAUGGUAUUAACAUCGAGAAUCUGAAUGUAUCUUGGCUGAGAUCACAAAUUGGUUUGGUAUCUCAGGAACCAGUCCUCUUCGGCUAUAGCAUCGCUGAAAAUAUAGCUUACGGUGACAAUUCCCGACAAGUUACGAUGGACGAGAUUAUCGAAGCCGCUCGUAAAGCCAAUAUUCACAAUUUCAUAGCAUCCUUGCCAGCUGGAUAUGACACCAGUGUAGGCGAUAGGGGUACGCAGUUAAGUGGUGGUCAGAAACAGCGCAUUGCUAUCGCAAGAGCUUUAGUUCGAAAACCAAAAAUUCUUUUAUUAGAUGAAGCAACAUCUGCACUGGACACAGAAAGCGAGAAGAUAGUACAGGAUGCGUUAGAUCAAGCGCGUGUAGGAAGAACUUGCAUCGUUAUUGCUCAUCGAUUAUCUACCAUACAAAAUGCCGACCAGAUUGUAGUUAUUCAGAAAGGAAAAGUUGUCGAGAAAGGAACCCAUAAUUCUCUUUUAUCAAAAAAGGGUCUUUAUCAUAAACUGUGCGCCUUUCAAUCUGGAAAAUUAAGUGAUUCAUAAAAUUCAACACGAACAGUGAAUACGUGGGUUAAAAAGUGUCUAAAGAAAAUACACUUAUUUUAUUUAUGCCGUUUUUAAUGUCGAUGUUGAUACAUUUUAUUUAUAAUAUAUAGUAUAUUGCUUGUGAUAUAUAUGUAUAAACGGUAAGUUUUUAUUGAUAUUGUAAAAAUUUUUUAUUAAAAAAUAAACAUGUAUUUUUA